GCUUCGUCCUUCCUCUCUGUGGCUGUUAGGCCGAACAUUGCAGGAUCUAGCAGAGGAGUGGCCUGCAGCAGUACGUGGACAGGUUUGAGGAUUAUCACACUUUUUAUACUAUUCCGGAAGGUCCCUAUAUGACAAUCAUGAAUUUUGUUAAGCUUCCAGCGUCUAUGCUGAGUAUAAGUAUGCCAAGGAAGCCACCAACACUUAGUCUUCUCUCCUCAGCCCUUUCAGUCAAGCUCAGUUCCAGACAUCUCAGCCGUCACUUCUGCCAAGCAAAUACUACCUGUUCUCCUUCUUAUUCAAGAUGAAGUUCUUCACUCUCGCAUCCACUAUGCUUCUCGCAAGUGGCGCCAUAGCCGCUCCAGGAACAGCCCGCCGAGCUGAGCGCCACCGCAAGCGCGUUGCCAACCGCAGCGGCAACCCCAUGAUCAAGUCCAAUGGUGCCGCUGCCGUUGCAGCCGCCAACAUUUCAAACGUCGAGUACAGCGAGAACUGGGCUGGUGCCGUCUUGAUCGGUACUGGCUACAAGUCCGUGACCGGAACUUUCACCGUCCCAACUCCAUCUACGACCGGCUCAGGCUCUGCUUGGGUUGGGAUCGAUGGUGACACUUGCGAUACCGCCAUCUUGCAAACUGGUAUUGACUGGACCAAGUCUGGCUCCAGUAUCACUUACGAUGCCUGGUAUGAGUGGUAUCCCGACUACGCCUAUGAUUUCUCCGGCAUUUCAAUCGCGGCUGGCAACACCAUCACGGUCACCGUGACCGCCACUUCCGAUACUGCUGGUACAGCAGUCAUCGAGAACGUUAGUACAGGCACGACCGUUACCCACACUUUCACUGGGGGCGAGGACGGUGAUCUCUGCGAGUACAACGCAGAAUGGAUUGUUGAGGACUACGAGGAGGGCGACUCUUUGGUCACUUUUGCCGAUUUCGGCACCGUUGAGUUCACCGACUGCUCUGCUACCGAUGGAUCAGGAACUGUUGGAACAACUGGUGCUACUAUCAUCGACAUUGAGCAGAACAACAAGGUCCUCACCUCUUGCUCUGUUCCCAGCUCUUCGGAAGUUCUUUGCACUUAUGUUUAAAGGCGUGGAGGGCCGAGGGAGGUUAUUGCAUUGCAUGAGUUGGGUGAUGAAAAGGGGGCCUACCGGUAGUGUUGUGGCUUGACUGAGAUCGAAGAGCAUGAGGGUUUAAUUUUCUGAUUAUGCAGUUAUGGUUUGAACUUUUCAACAAAUGGAUGAUCGGUUUUGCGCAAUACUGUCCGUAUUUUGCUUCGCUUGAGUCCUUGGUCGUUCAUGAAGUGGCUACACCUUGGCAGUUUUUUCGCUUAAUCCGCUUAACUCGUGCCAGUAUUUGCCCCUAUUUUGGGUUGUCUUCCCUAAGCUCAUUCCAAACCAUUGCGUGUAGAUCUGUGCUCGUUGCAAGUAUGUUU
Mollisia scopiformis is the source of this 1428-nucleotide messenger RNA. RefSeq lists its product as uncharacterized. Gene Ontology annotation, biological process: proteolysis. NCBI's taxonomy places the organism in Eukaryota, Fungi, Ascomycota, Leotiomycetes, Helotiales, Mollisiaceae. The transcript is spliced from 2 exons. Bases 302 to 1081 code for a protein of 259 amino acids. The record is from RefSeq and is a predicted model, not a curated record. Gene Ontology annotation, molecular function: glutamic-type endopeptidase activity.